UCUCUCCAUUAAAUCUUUCUUCUCUUUAUGUAUCUCUAAAACCUCGAGACUUCUUGAAUUGUAAACUUCUCAAAACCAUUCUGCAAGAACGUGUAAACAUGUCCGACCACCAGAAAAUCCACCCGGUUAACGACCCGGAAGCUCCACCUCCGACCCAUCCAACGGCUCCUCUUGUUCCACGUGGCUCCUCAAGAUCAGAACACGGUGACCCCACCAAGGUUUCUCUGACGCAACCACCACCGUUGGAUCUUCCUCCGCGGAACAAAAGAGGAAGAAGAAGUUGUUGGUGCAGGUGCCUGUGUUACACGCUCCUCGUUCUUUUUCUCCUUGUUGUCAUCGUAGGAGCGGCCGUUGGUAUACUCUACCUUGUUUUUAGACCGAAAUUACCGGAUUACAAUAUCGACCGGUUACAACUCACCCGGUUUACGCUUAACCAAGAUUCGAGUUUGUCCACGGCGUUUAACGUCACCAUUACCGCCAAAAAUCCAAAUUCGAAGAUCGGAAUUUACUAUGAGGAAGGAAGCAGAAUUAGCGUAUUGUACAUGCAAACCAGACUUAGCAAUGGAUCACUGCCGAAAUUCUACCAAGGACAUGAGAAUACGACUACUAUAUUCGUAGAAAUGACUGGUUAUACUCAGAAUGCAACCGGUUUGAUGACGACCUUGCAAGAGCAACAACAGUUAACUGGAAGCAUACCGUUGCGGAUUAGAGUUACCCAACCGGUUAGGAUUAAACUCGGGAAACUAAAGCUGAUGGAAGUAAAAUUCUUGGUGAGGUGUGGUGUAUCCGUUGAUAACUUGGCUGCUAAUAAUGUUAUUAGGGUUAGAAGUAGUAAUUGCAAAUUUAGAUUUAGACUAUAAUUUCAUUUUUCAUUCAAAAUCAUAUUUUAUUUUAUUUAAUCGGAGUUUGUAUUACAAUAUAUAUGGAGGGGUUGAGUCGUAGUUCUCCCCCCGACCCACCAUCAGCCUCCUUUACUUUUGGUUUUUAAAGAAUAAACAAACAGUUUUGUU
This is a messenger RNA of Eutrema salsugineum, 1010 nucleotides long. RefSeq names its product NDR1/HIN1-like protein 6. The transcript is spliced from 2 exons. Gene Ontology annotation, cellular component: plasma membrane. The record is from RefSeq and is a predicted model, not a curated record. The coding region runs from base 99 to 860 and encodes 253 amino acids. NCBI's taxonomy places the organism in Eukaryota, Viridiplantae, Streptophyta, Magnoliopsida, Brassicales, Brassicaceae.